Molecule: messenger RNA, 1695 nt
Organism: Asterias rubens (European starfish)
Lineage: Eukaryota; Metazoa; Echinodermata; Asteroidea; Forcipulatida; Asteriidae
Product: arylacetamide deacetylase-like
Exons: 6
Molecular function (GO): hydrolase activity
Source: RefSeq, a predicted model, not a curated record
AUGGGAAGAAGUGCAACAUUAGUCAUCGUGGUGUUUGUGGGAUCGAUACUUGCAGCUCACUACCUUGAUUCCCCGACUCCAGAGGGCUUAAAAAACCCUUGGAAAUACCGAUGUUUUGUGGGUGGCAAGAGAAUGGUGACCGAUAUUGCAAAUUUCCUGUCUCUCUUGACAUCUUCACCCUUCAUAAGGAAUUUUCGAAACCUGAUGGACUUUUUGGUUCAACCUACCCCGUUUGAAGUGGACGGGUCCAACAUCCGGGCAACUAUAACACACUUUAACGGGGUCAAAGUUCGACUUUACCAACCAAUCAACCGGAAGCCUGGUACUUUGGGGCCGGCGCUGGUGUUCACACACGGUGGUGCAUUUUGUAUUGGGAGUGCGUCUUCAUAUGAUAUGGUCACACGACGGAUAGCUGAGGAGCUAGACUGUGUCGUUGUAUCAAUUGAUUACAGAUUGGCCCCUGAGCAUCCCUACCCAGCCGCUUACCACGACACACUCAACGCCUCCAAAUGGUUCAUAGACCACGCCCAUGACUUCAUGGUAGACCGUUCGCGAGUCGGCAUCGCCGGAGACAGCGCUGGUGGAACGCUCGCCGCGGCCGUAGCGCACACGAUACACGACGCCACGGACUAUCCUGACUUCUCAUUUCACGCUCUGAUUUACCCAUUCACGCAACUCCUGGACUCCCACACGCCUGCCACGGUCCUCUCCGAGCACCUCUUCGGCCAAGACGGGUCUAUAGUCACGUGGAGGGAGGCGGCCAUGUUUUGUAGCUUCUAUUUACUCGGUCGCUCAGACCACAGAUUUGAACAAGCCCUGCUCCAAAACAAACACAUUUCUGCGGAGUUUCGAUUGAGCAACGCGCCACAACUCCAAUAUGUAAACCAUUCUCUGCUGCCAUUGGACAUGUGGAUGGACUAUGCAUCUCAACCACUUACCACCGAAGAUGCUCUAGAAGACAUUUAUACAUGGACCAAAUUCAAAGACAUGAUCCUCGACCCUAGAAUUUUCCCGCUCAUGAGGACUGAUUUGAGUGGGUUACCGCCUGCCUUCGUAUCAACCGUGGAGUACGACGCCGUGAGGGACCACGGGGCUUUCUACGCCGUGAGGCUCAGAGACGCGGGAACACCGGUGCGAUGGGUUCAUUACGACGGGGGAUUUCACGGAGUUUUCGGUCCGUCUUGGCCGUUUGUUUUUAAUGUCGGUGAAAAAAUGUUCCAAGAUUUUAUAGCAUUCGCCAAAGAGCAUCUACAAAUAGACAUGGAUAUAAAUACUUAUGAAAACUUCACUCUCUUUGCUUUCCGAGUGCCAAGAUGUCGCCGAAAAUCUAAAAAAUUGCUCUCACACGAUUAGAUCCCUGCUGAGUUUAAACAGAGUGGAUAUACAGCGCCACCAAUGGUCGAGGGUGACCAGGCGUUGUACGAGGAGCUACAUCCGGGUCUUAUGAAUCCUGACUUUGCUCCUCUUAUGCGAGAAGAUCUUCAAGGUCUACCGGAGGCGUACAUCUUAAAGGCUCAAUUUGAUGUACUGCGAGAUGAAUGCAUCAUCUAUGCUAAACGUCUUGAAGAGGCAGGUGUUAAAGUCACUUGGAAACACUACAUGAAUGGUUUCCACGGCAUGUUUGGCCCACUCAUCUCACCAUCUGAGCUUGAGGCCAGCGAAGAUUUCAUGACAUUUAUCAGUAAGAAUCUAUGA